Tympanuchus pallidicinctus (lesser prairie-chicken) is the source of this 1981-nucleotide messenger RNA. RefSeq names its product cyclin dependent kinase 3 (gene CDK3). NCBI's taxonomy places the organism in Eukaryota, Metazoa, Chordata, Aves, Galliformes, Phasianidae. The coding region runs from base 256 to 1185 and encodes 309 amino acids. Gene Ontology annotation, cellular component: cyclin-dependent protein kinase holoenzyme complex; nucleus; cytoplasm. The transcript is spliced from 7 exons. Gene Ontology annotation, molecular function: ATP binding; cyclin-dependent protein serine/threonine kinase activity; cyclin binding. The record is from RefSeq and is a predicted model, not a curated record. Gene Ontology annotation, biological process: regulation of gene expression; regulation of G2/M transition of mitotic cell cycle; protein phosphorylation.
GAGCAGCUCUUUGGGUGCAUUCUAUUCCAUUUCCGCUGUAUCCGCUGCAACAGAACAAGCUGCCGGCCCCAGGUUGUCACUGUGGGGCUCUUUGGGUCUACACAGCUGCUCUGUAAUCCAACAGCCCUCACCCACAGCUGAGCUCUGGCUCGGAGGAGUGGUGCGGUGAUCAAGCAGACGCUGUGCUGCGCUCCUGCACCUUUUCUCCUUUUGUUCUUUUCCUCCUUCCGUGUCAGCAGCCACAAGGCUGAGGCCAUGCAGGCCUUCCAGCAGGUGUUCCAGAAGGUGGAGAAGAUCGGGGAGGGCACCUAUGGUGUGGUGUACAAGGCUCGCAACAAGCGCACGGGGCAGCUGGUGGCCCUCAAGAAGAUCCGCUUGGACGCGGAGACAGAGGGCGUCCCCAGCACUGCCAUCCGAGAGAUCUCGCUGCUGAAGGAACUGAAGCAUCCCAACAUAGUCAGGCUCCUGGAUGUUGUGCACAGCCAGAAGAAGCUGUAUCUCAUAUUUGAGUAUCUCAGUCAGGACCUGAAAAAAUACAUAGACUCUACCCAAACUGGAGAGUUUCCUUUAAGCUUGGCCAAGAAUUACCUUUUCCAGCUGCUGCAGGGUGUGAGCUUUUGCCACUCCCACAGAGUCAUCCACAGGGACUUGAAGCCACAGAACUUGCUCAUUAAUGAAGCAGGAGCAAUCAAACUGGCUGAUUUUGGGCUGGCAAGAGCUUUUGGAGUUCCCCUGCGCACAUACACUCAUGAGGUGGUGACUUUGUGGUAUCGAGCUCCUGAAAUACUCCUGGGAUGCAAAUACUAUUCAACAGCUGUGGACAUGUGGAGCAUCGGCUGCAUCUUUGCCGAAAUGGUGACCAGGAAGGCCCUGUUUCAAGGGGACUCAGAGAUCGAUCAGCUCUUCCGGAUCUUUCGCACCCUGGGCACUCCCACCGAAGCAACCUGGCCUGGGGUGUCACAGCUGCCUGACUACAAGGGUGACUUUCCCCAGUGGGCAAAGAAGGAGAUGAAGGAAGUUGUUCCCAGCUUAGAUCAACACGGCAGAGACCUGCUGGCGCAAUUGCUCCUGUACGACCCCAGCAAACGCAUCUCAGCCAAGGCAGCUCUCAGUCACCAAUACUUCUUAUGGAAAAGCCCCCAGAGCACUGAGGAGCAACACGUGCAGCAGAAACACUGCAAAUGAGAUACACAGCUCUCUCCAUAUACCUCUGGAGAGCAGUGCAGAUCUGCUUCAGUGCACUUAGCAAGAGGCUAGUCCUGUCCCCGGGCCUUACUUUUCCUGAGAAGUCCAUUUAGAGUCUCUCAGCCUGUUGCUGGGGGAAGGUUUGCUUAAGUUACGUCCGAUAGAGCUGUUUUCAUGUUUGCCAUGUGCAAAGGUGAGGUUACUGUCAGCAUAAAACAGUGACAUGUAAAAAAGGGAGCGUGUUUCAGAUGCUUGUCCUUGCAUUAGCCAGCAAGCUAAGGUGACUUACACACAAAGAUUUCUCUCUCUCCAGCACUGGAGCACCCCCAGAUCUCACUGCAGGUUUGAUGAUGCAGUUCCUGACACCAGGGUGUGCUGGAGCUCUGCUGUGAGUAGGACAGUGCUGCUCUGCUUACCGUUCACUGUUAGCAAAAACCAGAUUUGUCAGUGUUGGAUAUGUUGAAGUUGAGCUGAUUAACAGAGGUGACAAUCUGCUGUUCUGAAAGCUGAGGAGCACUGUAAAGUAUCUUAAUUUAUGCCUUAGCUGUGAGAAGCCAGAAGAUCCAGCUAGAAUAAAGCACUUGCUGCAUAUAUUGGAAACUGACAUCUGAAGCACCAGCUUUCCAUCAUCAGCCCAGGUGUAAUGCUGACUCCUUUGCUUUAUUGUCUUGGAAAUGCUUUUGCUGUUCAGGUGUUUGGAGAGUUACCAUUAACUUCUAGUGUGGCUUUGGCAUUUGUGGCCUUGUGGGGUUUUUUCACUGUAGAAAAAAAUAAAGGCUUGCCAUUUGUUCAGAAA